GGGUUGGUAGGCCGCUGUGUGUGAGCUACGACUGCAGACGCUGGUGUACACGUAUUAUACGGUUCCAUGGGCUGGACCGACAGCUCAAUGGGAGUAAGCUAACUUAACAUUGGCUAGCGCUCCGGUGGAGACAUAGCGAGGUUUAUUUCGGCUACUUUAGUUUAUUGAGUCGGCUAAAGCGUUCUACAACCAGUGUUUUUGUGGGACUAGCACGACGGUACUUUUUUGCAUGGGAAGCAGGCGGUGUCUGCUGCAGUUGGCUAAAAACGCUUCAAGGUGGCGACAGACAAGGUUGCUGGUAAGCUGAGUUCUACACUCUCAUGGGUCAAGAACUCGGUGUCCCACACGGUCAGUCAAAUGGCUAGCCAGGUGGCCACUCCCACAUCCCUGCAGACCACUGCUACGUCGUCCUCUACAUCUCUGUCCUCGCCUGCCCUAUCGCCGUCCUCGCCGGGGCAGCUCAGUCCUGAUGAUGUGGAACUGCUUGCCAAGCUGGAGGAACAGAACAGGCUGUUGGAAACAGACAGCAAGUCACUGCGCUCCAUGAAUGGUUCCAGGCGAAACAGUGGCUCCUCUCUGGUGUCCAGCUCCUCUGCCUCCUCCAACCUCUCCCACCUAGAGGAGGACUCGUGGAUUCUCUGGGGCCGAAUCGUCAAUGAGUGGGAGGAGGUCCGCAAGAAGAAGGAGAAGCAGCUUAAGGAUCUUGUCAGAAAAGGAAUUCCUCAUCACUUUCGAGCAAUAGUGUGGCAGCUGUUGUGCAAUGCUCAGAACCUGCCCAUCAAGGAUCAGUACUCAGAGCUCCUCAAGAUGACAUCGCCCUGCGAGAAGCUGAUUCGCAGAGAUAUUGCCCGCACUUACCCUGAACAUGAAUUUUUCAAGGAGAAAGACAGCUUAGGACAGGAAGUGCUUUUCAAUGUCAUGAAGGCAUAUUCUCUGGUGGACCGUGAAGUCGGCUAUUGUCAAGGCAGUGCAUUCAUUGUAGGACUAUUACUCAUGCAGAUGCCAGAGGAAGAGGCUUUCUGUGUGUUCGUAAAAUUGAUGCAGGACUACAGAUUACGAGAGCUCUUCAAACCCAGUAUGGCUGAACUGGGGCUCUGCAUGUACCAGUUUGAGAACAUGAUCCAGGAGCACCUCCCAGAGCUGCACAUGCAUUUCCAGGCACAGAGCUUUCACACCUCAAUGUAUGCCUCCUCAUGGUUCCUCACUAUCUUCCUCACCUCCUUCCCUCUCCCUGUAGCCACGAGGAUCUUUGAUAUCUUCAUGUGUGAGGGUCUAGAGAUUGUUUUUCGUGUGGGUCUGGCCAUCCUUCAGAUGAAUCAGACAGAACUUAUCCAGCUCGACAUGGAGGGAAUGUUACAGCACUUUCAGAAGAUCAUCCCACACCAGCUUGACAGUGGACCAGAUAAAGUCAUCCAGGCUGCUUAUCAAGUCAAGUACAAUGCCAAGAAGAUGAAAAAGUUAGAGAAAGAAUACACUACAAUCAAAACUAAAGAAAUGGAGGAGCAGGUGGAGAUAAAGAGGCUGCGGACUGAGAACAGGCUGCUGAAGCAAAGGAUAGACACACUGGAGAAAGAAAGUGCUUCCCUGGCAGAUAGAUUGAUCCAGGGACAAGUUACACGGGCUCAGGAAGCAGAGGAGAACUACCUGAUCAAACGGGAGCUGGCCACAGUCAAACAGCAAAGCGAAGAGGCCAGUGCUCAGCUGGAGCAGGCCAUGAAGGCCAUCAGGCAGCUCCAACAGCAGCAGCAGCCACACGCGAAAGGAGCCCCACGAUACUCUGAAGAAUCUGAACUACAAUUGGAAAGAGAGCUUGUUCAGGCCCGACUUAAGGAGGCAGAGUCCCAGUGUGCACUCAAGGAAAUGCAAGACAAGAUCCUUGAUAUGGAAAAGAGGAACAUGUCACUGCCAGAUGACACAAAUGUCGCACGACUACAAGAGGAGCUGAUUGGGGUGAAGCUGAGGGAAGCAGAGGCUCUGACUGGCCUGAAAGAGCUGAGACAGCAGGUCAGAGACCUGGAGGAGCACUGGCAGCGUCACUUGGCACGGACUGCAGGUCGCUGGAAGGACAGCCCCAAGAAGAACACCUUGAGCGAACUGCAGGACGAGCUAAUGAGUGUAAGGCUGCGUGAAGCUGAGGCCCAGGCAGAGCUCAGAGAGACGCGACAGAGGAUGCUGGAGCUAGAGACACAGAAUCAGAUUCACAGUAACCAGCUGCGACGGGCGGAGCUGGAAAGUCGCUCUCUGCAGGAACGUGUACAAACAUUGAUGGUGCAAAACAAAGAUCUGCAUGUGCAGCUGCAAGAAAUCAAGCGGAGACAAGCUGAGAUUGAAUGCAAGAGCAAAGAAGAGGUGAUGGCUGUGAGGUUAAGGGAAGCUGACAACAUUGCUGCAAUGGCCGAGCUCCAGCAACAGAUCUCGGAGCUUGAGAUUCAGAGAGAAGAAGGAAAGGUCCAAGGUCAGCUAAACCACACAGACUCAAGCCAGUACAUUCGUGACCUCAAAGAUCAGAUAACGGAGCUGAAACACGAGAUUUGCUGCUUAAAAGGUCAGAGGGCCUUGGUCAAUCAACCCACCUUUGAUGGGAUCCACAUCAUCAAUCACUAUGUCGGGGAGUCGUACCAGUCUUCAGAUGAAGAUGGAAUCAAGGACUCGACCCUCGCAGACUCCCAGCGGAGGAGCCGCAUCAGACUGCAUCCCAACCUUAGGGACAGUGACAGUGAGGAGGAGGAGGACGGGGAGGAACUGCGGCUGUCUGUGCCUCACAGCGGCAACCACAAGUCCACCACCGUGUGACGACCGCCUGCUGGCUGCCAGAAUAGAGACCCACGCUUGUCAGUGCCCACCGGGAAGGACUGGGCUGUUUCCAGCAGCCAUUUGACAGAGGCCUGGAUCUUGAGGAGGAAAUGCGUCACCAUUUCACAUCAAAAGGAUCAUACUUCCAGGUUUUUUUUGUUUACUUCAGUUUUUGCAGUUUUUGUUUUUUCCUGAUGGCAAUGAAACACCAAACAGCUGGAAGUUCAUCUGGACUUCACCCAAGGGGUCAAUCACGUGGAGUCUAUCGCUUUACUGGGCCACAGAGUCCAUUGAUGGAGGCAGAGGGCAGCCAGUCUGUUCCUUUCAGUCUCUCCCUGUAGGUACAACACAGAGAAAGAGACUGUGCAAUAAAACAUUUUAUGUUAUCUUA
Betta splendens (Siamese fighting fish) is the source of this 3184-nucleotide messenger RNA. It is a transcript of the gene evi5b, whose product is annotated as ecotropic viral integration site 5b. The record is from RefSeq and is a predicted model, not a curated record. NCBI's taxonomy places the organism in Eukaryota, Metazoa, Chordata, Actinopteri, Anabantiformes, Osphronemidae. The transcript is spliced from 20 exons. The coding region runs from base 358 to 2793 and encodes 811 amino acids.